AUUGAUUUUGAGCCACGUCAAAAUGAAAGUGUGCCAAAGGACAUCGAAGGGAGAUCAACAGUGAUCAACUGUUUAUUGGAUAAGAAGUAUCGUGUUGAGAAACUUAUCAUAUGUUAUUGUUAUGAAAGUACCUUUCCAGCUUUUGCAUUGAACAGUUUCUUGGGCUCUGAGAAAGAAUAACUCUCCUUCAAAAGUAACACUUGUGCUCUAGUAGUGAAGAUACAGAGACCCACCGGAGGAGAUCUCAAAUAUGUUAUUGGAGACUUCUGUGUUCAAUGCUUGUACAGGAUAGCCUUGCAGAAAGUUGUCGUGCAAGUAUUUUUACCUUUCAAGUUAGAUUUUGAGUUGAGAGUUCCAAUAACCAGGCUUUGAACGUUUUGUUUCAACACAGAAGAUCUCUUAGUCGUAAAUAUCAUUAGAGUGCAAACUUUUGAUCUGCUAAGAAUUGGUGGUGUUUGAUAUUUCAUCCAACGUUACUUUUGGUUAGAUCUUGGUCGUAUGGAACAAAGAUUCCUGAACGGUAGUCUCUCUUUACUUGUUUUCAAAGAAUGAGAUAUUCUCUAUCUUUUGAAAGUUACUAGUGAAAUUUGAGCUUCCAUGGAUGAAAUGUCGUUCUUGUCCAAGUUAAGAGGCCUUCCACCCAAAGUCCAUAUAUUAUUGACUGUAUGUACUUUUGGAGGUAGUAUUGCCGGUAUAGACACUGCUCUUGUUAGUGGAGCACAACUUUUCUUUGUAAAAAGGUUUCAUUUGGACACCUCUUUGCAAGGUCUUACGGUUGCUGCUACUCUUUUGGGAGCUUUGGUUGGUGCUCUUCUGUCUAAUAAAUUGAACAAGUUGGUGGGUAGGAAAGGCGCCAUGUUUCUGGCAGGUAUGGAUGCCAUAGCUGCUGGUAUAACAGAGUCUUGUACGGACAUAUGGGAGGUUCUUCUGAUAGGUCGGCUGUUUCUUGGCAUUUGUUUUGGAAUUAUGACCAGCACUAUUCCAAUGUUUCUUUCGGAAUGUGCACCAAAACAUGUUCGUGGAAUGUUCACAACAGUAUAUCAACUGGCCUAUGCCAUUGGAUACUUUAUUGGCCUUAUUGUGGAUACUAUAUUUGUACAUGUGGAACAUGGUUGGCACUUUAUGUUAGGUUCAGUCACAGUGCCUUCUCUAGUUGUUGUUUGUUGCCUUUUCUUUGCAUCUGAGUCUCCGAGAUGGUUAUUCAUGAAAGGUCGUCAGGAAGAUGCGUGGAGUUCCUUAUUGACACUUCGUUCUUCUCAAGGAGCGGCGUUGGAAGAGUAUUAUGAAAUACGAGAAUGGAUGCAAAGGGAACAAGAGGAUACUAAUUCUAUCUGUGGUUUUUUUUGUCUAUUAUAUCGACAACCUCAUAUCCGUCGUCCUAUUCUUUUAGGCAUUGCAUUGCAAUUUGCUCAACAAUUCUGUGGUGUCAAUGCUGUUAUGUUUUAUUUUGAAUACGUAUUACAGUUUGCAGGACUAUCUGAUUCUCACAGUAUUGAUGUGAGUCUAGCACUGGGUUUUGCUGCUGUUGUAUUCACAUUUCCAGCCUUUUGGCUUGUGGAUAGAUUGGGAAGGAGAUUUCUUCUACUGACUACUAUGCCAUUUGUCUCUCUCAUGUUGUGGUUGUGCGGGUUUUCUUUCUUUGGAGGUUACAAGGUUCGACUAGUAUUGAACAUUACUGGAACAUUGCUUUUUCGUUUAUUUUAUGGACCUGGUCUUGGUCCUGUUCCUUGGAUUAUAGUGGCAGAAAUCUAUCCUUGGUAUGUCCGGUCUCCUUGUCUCACUUUGAAUUCCUUCUUUUGUUAUUUGUUCAAUUUUACAGUUUCCUUUUCUUGGCCUACGAUGCUCAAGUCGAUGCAUGCCCAAGGUGCUUUUAGUUUCUUUGCAAGCUGUACAUUAUUGUCAACUAUGUUCAUUUAUCUAUUUGUUCCUGAGACAAAAGGUUUACAGCUCGAUUCUAUUGAAAGGCUUUUUGAACAAUCCUUUUAUAUGAUAGCGAAAGAAAAUGUAAGGAAUACCAAAGAGCGUAUGAAAAAGUGGAAUAUCUGUGGUUUGAAUCAUUUUUGUAACAGCAAGUGUAAUAAUUGCACCAAGCAACCAUCGAAAACAGAAACAAAUAUAGAAUGAGUAUCCUGUGAUGAUUCGUCGUCAUUGGAUUCAAGAAGAAGAGUAUAACCGAGGAUAGUGUAAUCCAAAUAUAUUAUUAUUUGGGGAUAUGUACAGAAAAUAUAUUCACACAAUGUAUACAGAGAGAGUGAGUUGAUAAGUAGUGGUCAAUGAGCAACAUUGUGAUCAUCAUUCUGGUGGUAAACUAUUUUGAAUAUGAUCAAUCAUUCAUGUUAUAUUUCAUGGACAUAGGAAUGUUAUGUGCGAAUCUCAACUAUUGGUUCCGAAUGCAUUCUUUUGAAACAUAGUUUCCAACUCUCUCUCAUUGUGUAUAGAAUAUUGGUCAAAUUUGAUUGGAUUUUCUAAAACAUGCAAAAUGUAUUGAGAAACUUCAUCAUAUGAAACUAAUGGGUGUUAAUGACUACAGCGUCAGAAGAUAUUGAUUGAAUUCUGUUGGACCAUAUAUUCCUUUCAUGGAGAUGUCGAAAAUAGGCUAUCGCUCAACCGCUAUUGCUAUUUGUUGAAUUCAAUAAUAAGAAAAAUUAUAUCGACUCAAGCUAGCAACUUACCUUUAGACUAGCUUAUAAAAUAUUAAAUUAUAGUUAUUGAGAGGCAUAUCCAUCUUUCUAAAAAAUGUAACCGAAACAAUGUGAAGUAUUUCUUCACACAAAUACGAUAAAGAAGGUGUUGAUUAU
Galdieria sulphuraria is the source of this 2798-nucleotide messenger RNA. Its product is annotated as MFS transporter, SP family, sugar:H+ symporter. Gene Ontology annotation, molecular function: myo-inositol:proton symporter activity. Gene Ontology annotation, cellular component: membrane. Gene Ontology annotation, biological process: transmembrane transport. The coding region runs from base 598 to 2124 and encodes 508 amino acids. The transcript is spliced from 3 exons. The record is from RefSeq and is a predicted model, not a curated record. Lineage: Eukaryota; Rhodophyta; Bangiophyceae; Galdieriales; Galdieriaceae.